Argiope bruennichi is the source of this 4292-nucleotide messenger RNA. RefSeq names its product DNA replication ATP-dependent helicase/nuclease DNA2-like (gene Dna2). Gene Ontology annotation, biological process: replication fork reversal. The coding region runs from base 287 to 4198 and encodes 1303 amino acids. The transcript has 16 exons. Lineage: Eukaryota; Metazoa; Arthropoda; Arachnida; Araneae; Araneidae. The record is from RefSeq and is a predicted model, not a curated record. Gene Ontology annotation, cellular component: cytoplasm. Gene Ontology annotation, molecular function: 5'-flap endonuclease activity; single-stranded DNA helicase activity.
UUUUUGUUUACAUUGGAUCGACAGCUGAUUUUUAUUAAAUAGGGUUAUAAAGCAAUUGUAAACAUUUCGAAGUAAUAGCCAUGCAAUUAUUAUAAAUUUUAAAAUUUCGUUAUUAUUUAUGAAUUUUCUAUCCAUUUUUUUAUAAUGUAAGACAUUUUCAAAAUUGAUACUGUAAGAAAAUUGAGCAGUACCUCGUUUUUAGCUCAAGCCUCUUAAGUAAAAAAUUAAUAGAAAAUUUUAAAUGAAUUUAAAGUUGGAAGCCUAAGGUUGAAUUUGACUUAAAACAAUGGAUCAGUUAUCUGAUAAUGAUGAUUUUGUGCCUCCAACUCCAAAAAUUCAGAGAAAGAAACUAUUAGAUUUGGCUAAUUCUGUGAGUUUGAAGCCAAAUCUUAAAAACAUGAGGAAACCACCUCAGAAUGUUAAGCGGAAGAAAACAAGUGGAGUUUCACCUGAAUUCAAGAAAUUCAAAGAUAAGGCUAAACAAGUUACAUUAUUUAACUAUUUAAAAAAAGAAUUAUCUCCAGUUAAAAAGCUAGAUGACUUUAAAGUUAAUGCUUCUAUUAAUAACACUGCUAGAGUUAUGUUAUUUCCUGAAUGUCAAAAAAAAAGUGAUCCUGUUUGUGAUAAUCCUAGUUCCAUGAAGUUACCAACUGUGGCAGAGUCUAAUCUUGAUACUUGUAAUGUAAGUAAUAAUAUUAAAAAUGAAACAGAUACAUCUGGAAAUAUUAAAAAUGGAAAAGUAGAAAAUAAAAUCAGUCCAAAAUUAUCUAAAUCUAGUUUAAAACAAAAGGACAGGUCUGAUUUGAAACAAUCCAGUUCGUGCGAAGAGCAAUUGAGAGUAAGCUGCCCUUUUAAAGAAUCUACAAAUAAGUUUCUAUUAAAUAAUACUCAUUCUGUAUUAAUUACUGACACUGACAUAAAAAAAGACUCAAAUCCUUCUGGAACAUUUGAUGCAAGUUCAUAUAAUAAUAACAUUUGUAAAGAUGUACAGAAUUUGAAGAUAGAUUUGGAUGACAGAAUUAAGUUCACAGACUAUUCCUUGUCGAAUCAUUCUUUACAAGAAAAUAAAAACUGUAUUCAAGUAUCAGAAAAAAUGAAUAUUUCAUCCAAUGAAAAUGAGGAUGUAAUAUUGGGUUCUGAAAAUUCAGUUUCUUGGUUGGAUGAUUUGGAUUGGAAAGCAUGUGAUAGUUUUACAGAAAUGAAUACAUCGAUUUCAAAAUGUUCUCGAAAGUCUGAAAUAAGAAAAUCCAACUUUAUAGAGAAUAAAAUUUUGUUUCAAGUGAAAAGUGUUUGCAGGACUAAGAUGAAUGAACUUGAGUUGACCUUGAAAUCAUCCUUUGGAGAUUUGAACAAAUGCAUUUUGAAAGGGUUUUGGACUGACAGUUUGGUGAAUGUUGGAGAUUCAGUGCAUAUAUUGCAGGAAUUUGAAAAUAAUACUGCUGUAGUAGAUAAUUAUUCUGGAUUUCUUGUAAUUAAUCCAGACUUUCUUUUGUCAAGUACAGCUGUUGUAUCAACUCUUUUCUGUAUGAGGAAAGCUGCUUUGAAUCACAUUUUACCAAAAUGGUCUUCUGGAAAUAAUGUUAUGAUGAUUGGAAAUCUGGUUCAUGAUAUAUUUCAACAGGCUGUAAAUAAUCACAUCAGUUCUUCAAAAGAAAUAAAUGACAUUCUUGAAAAAGUUUUGAAGAAAAGAGAAAAUUUAAUUUGCUUAAGUUGUCAAGAGUCAUCAGAAGCAGAAAUCAGAGAAAAGGUUCAAGAAUAUGUGCCUAGCAUUGCUAACUGGAUACAGAAGCACUGUACAUUUAAAGGGAAAGUACAUUCUAACAAUCUACAAGUUACUCAAGUUGAAGGGAUAGAAGAUAACAUAUGGAGUCCUAAAUAUGGCAUUAAAGGAAAGAUUGAUAUGACUGUUAAAACAUCAUUUCAGCAAACUACAAAAAUUCUGCCUCUUGAGUUGAAAACUGGGCGUGCAACUUAUUCUGCAGAACAUAUUGGCCAAGUGAAUUUAUAUAUACUAAUGAUGGAAGAACGUACCAAAGAAAUGUCUGAUGGUUUACUGCUUUAUUUACGGGAUGUUGCAAAUAUGAAAUUAGUUAGUGCUGAUCAUAAUUCACGCAGGGGUUUGAUUCAAUUGCGAAAUGAGCUUGCUUUUUAUACUUCUAAAUGGAUGCAAAGAAAUGUAGAUGUUUCUGACAUUGAGCAUUGUCAUCUUCCAAAGCCUUUGAAUAAUAAAAGACUUUGUGGAAAGUGCCCUUAUCUUCUCCCUUGCACUGUUUAUCAAAGAGCUCUUUCUGAAGACAAAAAUUUGGAAGUCAAUCAUGCCAUGAUUUCUUUGAUUUCUUCUACUACAAAUCAUCUAAACUCUAGACAUUUAGAGUAUUUUGUGCAUUGGUCUAAUUUGUUACUUCUCGAAUCAUGUAACGCAGCUCUUUCUAAUGCAUUUUGGACAGAAGAAUCUAUUUAUAGAGAAAAGAAAGGCCUGUGUCUUAGUAAUUUAUCUCUGGACAAAAACGCUAAAAAGAUUGAAGAAAUAGGUGAAGUAUUUUACAUCCUUACUUUCCAUCGCUCUGAAGGCACUGCUGAUGCUUCAGCACUCACAAGUGUUGGCUUGAAAGAAGGAGAUUAUAUUGCAAUAAGCAAAGAAGGAAGCCUCACUGAAGUUGCUAUUUCUAUGGGUUACAUUGUAAAUAUUCAUGAAAAAUCUGUUGAAGUAACAGCAGACAGAGAUUUUUCGAAAAUUUCUCAAUAUGAAGAUUGUACAUUCCGGAUUGAUAAACAAAUUUCUAAUAGUGCUACUUCUUGCAUUCGCAAUAAUUUAAUGCGUUUAAUGGAGAAUGAAGAGGAAGCCUCUAGAUUAAGAGAGUUUAUAAUAGAGAAACAACAUCCAAAAUUUUCCAAGUGUCUUCCCAAAGAUGUGGUAUUACGUGGGCGCCCUAUCUUGAAAGUGCUUAAUAAAAUUCAACAGAGAGUUGUUCUUAAAGCCCUGAUGGCAGAAGAUUAUUUUAUAAUCAAAGGAAUGCCUGGAACAGGGAAGACUUCAACUAUUGUAGCACUUGUGAGGCUUCUUUCUUCUAUGGGAAUUUCAGUACUUUUGACCAGCUAUACACAUUCUGCAAUUGAUAACAUUUUGUUGAAAUUGCAAGAUCAUAUGUCAUUUGUGAGAAUUGGUCAUGAGGCUCGCAUUCAUCAAACUCUAAAGAAAUUUUCAUUUGAAAGCUUAACAAAAGAUUUUACUACUGUUGAUCAAUUUAAAUCUUUUAUGACUCAGCAGAUGGUGGUGGCAGCUACUUGUCUAUCUGUUAGUCAUGCAAUCUUUAAGAUAAAAAAGUUUGAUGUUUGUAUUGUUGAUGAAGCAUCACAGAUCAAUCAAAUUGCUUGCAUUGGACCCCUCUUUCAUGCAAAGAAAUUCAUUUUAGUUGGUGAUGAGAAACAGCUACCUCCUUUGGUUGUGAAUGAGAAGGCUAGGGAGAAAGGAAUGCAAGAGAGUUUAUUAGAAAGACUUUCCAAUUCUGAUAAUUGUAUGGAGUUAAUCAUACAGUAUAGAAUGAAUAAAGAAAUAAUGAGAUUUUGUAAUGAGCUGACCUACAAUGGAGUACUUCAAUGUGGUUCAGAAGAUAUUGCAACUACUGUAUUGAAUUUAGAUGGUCUUACCAAUAGUAUGAAUUCCACUCCAAGCUGGAUUAUUCAGACUUUAGAGUCUGAUUUAGAAAAAUCUGUGAUAUUUAUAAAUACUGAUCAAAUGAAUUUAUCUCAUUCUGAAAGAGCACAAGAUAUGAAUGAAUUUGAAGUGAAUUUAGUCCAAGCUAUUUUGCAAGUAUUAUUAAAGUGCAAAAUUUCUGAGUGGGAUAUUGGCAUUAUUACUCCGUACCGCCGUCAAGUUGAUUUAAUUGAAAAUAAACUGAGAAAAAUGAAUGUGAACAAUUUAGAAGUAAACACAGUUGAUCAAUACCAAGGACGAGACAAAGAUGUUAUUAUCAUCUCCUGUGUGAAAUGUAAUAAAUCCACAUCAGACAGUGAAAAGAAAGGUAUAAUAAUCAAUGAUGAAAAACGUUUGAAUGUUGCCAUAUCCAGAGCCAAAAGGAAACUCAUAAUCAUUGGCUGCAUGUCUUCAUUAAUUAUUUAUGAACCAUUUAAAAAUUUCUUCAAGUGCUUUACAUCUAAGCAGAUCAUAGAUCUUUCACCAGAAUCUUUUCCUUCUUGAUAUGUGAUUUAUUUAAUGUAAAAUGGAUUAAUUUUAAAACAAAUGUAUAUGUAUGUAGUAGUAUUUUAUAUUUUUUAUAAUAUUUUAUUAAAGA